AUGGAACCCGUAGCUUUUGUAGUAGACAAGUUUAGAGGUUUGACGAAAUCGACCCAAGAAUUGUUUGACGGCCUCAUUCAUGGGCACCCUCAACGUUCAGCUCGCCGACAUCCGAUUGAAAUAUUGAAGCGGCUGCAACGAGAAGCAUUUUCGGACUUAAUGAAACUCAGGGAUAGACAAGAUAAGGUUGAGAGAAUGGUUUCCUUGUAUGGAACUUCCAAAGGAAGUCCAUUCCAAGAAGCCAGCACUCUUGUAAGGGGAGAGGUUGAUCUCUUGGGGGCUGUCUUGUUGAUGCAUAAUAUUGACGAUGAGGUUGAUCACAAAUCUGAUGUUCUUAGUCGAGCAGGAAUGAGAACCGGGGUUGAUUCAAGGUUUGCUUUUGAAACAAGUGUUCGGCAAAAUGACACACUUGUGGCGGAGUUUGUAGCCAGUCAGAAGCACAAGGGUAGUCUUUCUGAUCUUUCAGAAUGCCCACUUUCUCUAGCAAAAGUUUCCUAUACAGCAAAUGUCAGCAACUGGUUAUCUGCAAUUGCAAUCCCAGUAGGAGCUCAGUGCAGGGAUGUUGCAGUUCUUACAAAUCCUUCCCACCAGGGGAAGGGCCUUACUGAUCUUUCAUCAUUUGGGCCACCGCUUCUAAAUCAGCAUAAUGGCAGUGCAGUUGGCUUAAUGGUGAAAAAAUCAAAUACUGUUGCUUCAUUGGCUCAGUUUGUCUCCGGACUGGGAGCGCAAGUGGGUUCUGGUAGAGUUGAGCUUUGCUUGAGCACUUUUGGGCAAAUUGUCUGUCAACUUCCUGGAGGAACAAAGCUCUCGCUUCUGGGUCUUCACCAAAUGCCUAGAUUAUCAAGUAAGUAUGUGGAUCAUAGAAUUGGAGCUCUUACCAUUCCCUUAGGCAGUUCGACAUAUGAUAGAUCUCAUGAGACAAUCAUUGAAGGCAGUUUGACACAUCAUAGAUCCCCGGAGGCAAUGGUUGAAGCAUACGUGCCACCACUGGGAUCAAACUCACCGGAAAAGGGUUCAAGUGGAUCCAUUGCUCUGAUGUUGGAAUCAGAAGUUGAUGAGAUGACAAAGAUUGGGGGUUGGAUUGAGAUGAAGCAGUCAAAUCCCAGGCAUUUAGAAUGGGCUGUGAGUGUGUCUGAUGAUUCUGAAGAUUCAGUUGGAUGGGGAAUGAAUUUGAGUGGGAUACUUGGAGGUCCUAAUUUAUGGGACCGUGUUCAGAUUGAAUCCUACAUGAAAUUAAACUUGGGCAAGAGAUUCAGUGUGAAGCCAGGUAUUGCACAUAUUGUCGAUGGGAAUGCCAGAAUGACUGCGCUUAUGCUACGGUCUAACUGGUCCCUCUGA
This is a messenger RNA of Prunus armeniaca (apricot), 1338 nucleotides long. The record is from the annotation of a GenBank genome assembly. Lineage: Eukaryota; Viridiplantae; Streptophyta; Magnoliopsida; Rosales; Rosaceae.